AUGAAGAGCCGAUCUCAUCAGCCGCUGAUCCUCAAGAAAAGGAAGUCCUCUCGGCCGGGAAGCCCAGCGGAGGACGAAGAAGCGAGGAGUCCAGCGGGCCGGCUCAAGCAGGAGCAGCAAGGAAUCGCCUGCGAUCUCCAAGGCGUCCCGGGGGGAUCUCCCCGCCAGAUGGCCGUAGCAGAGGACCGCUUCGCCUUGAUCAACUCGCGCGGGGUCAGCAGAAGCCCGGCCCCAGCAGAAACCCAAAGCCACAAGGACUUGCUAGCCGCUGAGCAGUGUCCUAGGAAGGACCCAGCCUUGGGGAGUCUAUCCGGGAAAGGGAGCAGCUCUCUGGGCCUGGACGCCAGGCCGUUUCAAAACAUAUCCGGAUCUGAAGAAGGGAGCAUCUCUGCAAACCAGGGGGCCCCCGAGGAAGAAAAGCUGGCUGGGCUAUUGUCCUGGACCCAGGAAGAGUUGGAUUUUUUGGCCUCGCAGUCUUUGGGUAGCCAAGAAGAGGAAAGAACCAGCAGUGAGGAGGCAGCCAACUCUGGCCUGAACAGCAGCCUGACCAACAUCCAUUGGUUGGGGAAGAUGACUUCAACCCCACUCAGCUCCUGUAGCAUGAAAAAAGACACGGAGAAGGAAAACCAGACCCCCAAACAGAAGACAAUUAAGUCUGAGGGGAGUCCCACAGCCGCCACCGUCUCUUCUGCUUUGUGGAAGGAAUCCUUUUCUGAACGGCCCCCGUACUCUUACAUGGCCAUGAUCCAGUUCGCCAUUAACAGCACCGAGAAGAAGCGCAUGAUGCUGAAAGACAUCUACACCUGGAUCGAGGAUAAUUUCCCCUAUUUCAAGCAUGUUGCCAAGCCAGGCUGGAAGAACUCCAUCCGUCACAACCUUUCCCUUCAUGACAUGUUUGUUCGGGAGACAUCCGCCAAUGGGAAAAUUGCAUUCUGGACCAUUCAUCCUGAAGCAAACCGCUACCUGACGCUGGACCAGGUGUUCAAGCAGCAGAAGCGUCCAACUCUAGAUCUGCAGAAGAACUUGAAAGUCACCAAAGCGGAGUCCCAGACUUCCCGGCCGAGGAUUAAGCCCUUGCUGCCACGGGUCAGUUCCUACUUGGUUCCGGUCCACUUCCCGGCAAGCGAGCCAUUUCAUCUUCAGUUGCCUUCAAGGCUACCUCUGCCUGCAGGCCCGACUACUUUGGGGACCACGCAGAUCAAUACAGGGGAGCGCCCUGCACCGAAGCUCCUGCGCUCCAGCGAAGAUCCGGUCCUGUCGCCUCCUCCAAGUUCCAUAAAGGAGGAACACUAUUGUGGUGAAGAGUCUUCUUCAUUAACCCUCUGGCGCCCUCUUGAGGAAGGCAGCUGUACAGAUAGCGGAAAACCAUUGGCGGGAGUUCUGAGUGACGUUUUUCACGCCCAGGAGUGGAUGUCCUCUUUUGUCCCAGGAUGGCCUGUAAAGGAGGAACCAGCGGGAACUGGCGAGGAGCAGACCCUCUGUGUCCAAGCAUCCCCCAUAAAACAAAAGAGACAGGUUACAGGUCUUGGGUCAUCCCCCGAAAACAAGAGGCAAGAAUUGGGUAGAUCCAGAAGGAAACAGCACUUAGCCCUCUCUUCCUCAGAAGAACCGGUUCUCCUUCUGCCCCUCGGUGGUGGCUCAACUUCCUUCCCGAUGGGACACUGUCCUUCCAGUCAGGAGGAACCUCUAGGAACCCUCGUCUGUGGUCCAGAAGAAGAACCUCCAGUGACUUGCAGGUUGCCGAUUGCUUCCACCCCAAAUAAAACACCCAUAAACACCUCUUCGCCCCUGGCACCUACUGACCCGUGGAGAUUGACCCCUUCGGUCAACGAAAGGAGCCAGGUUGAUUUCAGUUCCCCAAGAUCUUCUCCCUUGCCAUUCCUGUCCUUCCAGGAUAAUUUAGAUAUGGAGUUUAAUGAGACCCCGCUGAGACAAUCCCUGGGUGAUUCUCCCCAGGGCCCCCUUUUGAACGCAGACACGGGUGAAAUAAUCGCUGGGCUCUUGAACACUUCUUCUCCAUCCAGCAAGGUGGCCUGUGAGUUUGCAGGGGACAAUUCCCUUCUGGAAGACGUCGUCUUGGACAACAUGCCUGAGAAUUGGAGCAAGCUCUCGCUAGACAUUAGUUUUCCAGACCCCGGGAACGACAACCUGGAGACCGACCUGAGCUGGUCCCAGCUCCUUCCUCAGCUGAAAUGA
Messenger RNA from Notechis scutatus (mainland tiger snake), 2196 nucleotides. It is a transcript of the gene FOXM1, whose product is annotated as forkhead box M1. Gene Ontology annotation, molecular function: DNA-binding transcription factor activity; RNA polymerase II transcription regulatory region sequence-specific DNA binding. Lineage: Eukaryota; Metazoa; Chordata; Lepidosauria; Squamata; Elapidae. The record is from RefSeq and is a predicted model, not a curated record. Gene Ontology annotation, biological process: regulation of cell population proliferation; regulation of transcription by RNA polymerase II; G2/M transition of mitotic cell cycle. Gene Ontology annotation, cellular component: nucleus.